Rhagoletis zephyria (snowberry fruit fly) is the source of this 4361-nucleotide messenger RNA. It is a transcript of the gene Myo61F, whose product is annotated as unconventional myosin 61F. Gene Ontology annotation, cellular component: plasma membrane; actin cytoskeleton; cytoplasm. Gene Ontology annotation, molecular function: ATP binding; actin filament binding; microfilament motor activity. Gene Ontology annotation, biological process: endocytosis; actin filament organization; actin filament-based movement. Lineage: Eukaryota; Metazoa; Arthropoda; Insecta; Diptera; Tephritidae. The record is from RefSeq and is a predicted model, not a curated record.
CGCGCACUCCACGCCACACACCACUGCAAAGCACAUGUGUUUCUGCAAGGCAAGGCAAGAAGUUGGCAGCGAGGCGCACCAACAAGCCAAACGGCCACCAGCCAACCAAGCCGUCAGUCACAAUUCAUCUUUCACAGCAGACAAACGUUGGUUCGUUCCCCAAAGCAGUGCCAGUGGAGCUACAGAAAAGUAGUUUAAGAAAAAAAGUAUUCAAAAGUGCAAACUGGUGGCAAAAAAAAAGUAACGCUUUAUUUCAAGAAGACGCAAGUGAUCGCACUAAAGAGUCAAGUCGACAAACAGGAAUUAAAAGGAGAGUUUUGUGUGAUCGACGAACGAGAAAGUGAUACGGGGCUACUACGGAACAAACGUGCAUACAUUGUUACCUAUACAUACAUAUGUACAGGUGUGUUUCUGACACUACUAUGCCUGUGUGUAAAAUAAUUUCAAUUUCGAAUUAAAUUGAAUUGUAUGCGAAGGUUCUGGCGCGAAAUUGGGAUAAAAGCGCGUUGCAGGCCUAGUUUCGUUAAGAAAAAAAAUAUAUAUAUGUAAAUAUUUAUUAUUGUGCGUGUUUUGUUGUUCUUAUUUCUUACGAAACUUUAAUUGGCAACGACAGCGCGCGCGACUCAGCAAUUCAACAAAAAAUCAGUUUUAAUUAAAAGUUGUUUGUUUGCAUUUUCGGAAUUUUUCGUUUGAAGCAGUGCUAAAGAAAUCAACAGCUAAGCGAUAAAAAAAAUAUACAAAAAUUAUUGUUGGCUCAUUAAUGCGAACAAGCAACAGAAAUAUCUACACUGAAAAAGUAAGAAUCGAACAAAUCGACGGUUACAAUUGUUUUUUUCUUUGGAUUCAAACAUAUCGACCGCUCCCUGCACCCGCAUACCGAGGCGUGCGACCUCAGUUGCAAGUCCGUCGUCACAGUCAGCACUUGUGCCCAGUCAGCAAUAACAAUACGAAUAAACGAAAAAUACAAAAGUGAUAACAACAACAAAAACUAUUACUACUUCCACGGCCAACUUCCACAGUCAAGCGGCAAAGGCAACAGGGGAGCCGUCGAUCCAACCAAAGGCCCCUAAGCAGAGUCAUUCGAAUUGGAGUUGAAAUUAGGCUUUUGCAGAAAUAAAUUGUUAAAGCGACUCAGCAAAUCGUCCCAGAAUGGAGCGUGGAUUGCACGAUCGCGAUCGCGCGGGCGUACAAGAUUUUGUGCUGCUCGAGAAUAUUCAAAGUGAAGAGGCAUUCAUUGGAAAUUUACGCAAACGUUUUCAAGAAAAUCUAAUCUAUACUUAUAUUGGUCAAGUACUUAUUUCAGUUAACCCUUAUAAACAACUUCCAAUCUAUAGUGAAAAUGAUAUCAAAGAGUAUCGUAACAAACACUUCUAUGAGAUGCCGCCACACAUAUUUGCCGUAACAGACAAUGCUUUCCGCUCAUUGAUCGAAGAGAAUAAAGGCCAAUGUGUUUUAAUUUCCGGUGAGAGCGGUUCGGGUAAAACUGAGGCCUCCAAGAAGGUGCUGCAAUAUAUCGCCGCCUGCUCUGGCCAUCAAUCGACUGUUGAGAGCGUCAAGGAGAAAUUGCUGAAGAGUAAUCCCGUACUGGAGGCAUUCGGCAAUGCAAAAACGAAUCGGAAUGUAAACUCUUCACGCUUCGGCAAAUAUAUGGACAUACAGUUUGACUACUCCGGCACACCAAUUGGCGGACACAUACUCAAUUAUUUGCUGGAAAAGUCGCGUGUUGUCAAUCAAAAUGCCGGCGAACGUAAUUUUCACAUCUUUUAUCAACUCUUGGCUGGUGCUAGCGAAGAAGAGUUGAAACGGCUGCAGUUGAAGCGUUCAUUGGAUAGCUACUCUUACCUGAGUGAUGGGCAAAACGGCGUUGUUAAGUACAUUGACGAUGUUGCCGAUUUCAACACCGUCAAACAGGCCAUGAGUGUCAUCGAUUUCACGGAUUCUGAGCAAAAAGAUAUAUUCAGCAUUAUCGCAAGCGUUUUGCAUUUAGGCAAUGUGACUUUCAAUGAAGCAGAAGGCGUUGCUAAGGUCUCCAAACCCGACGCCGUUGCAGCGGUGGCCCAAUUGCUCGGCGUCAGUCAAAACGCACUCACCGAUGCGCUCACGAAUCGCACAAUUGACGCACAAGGUGAUGUCGUCACUUCGCCAUUGAAUCGCGAGCUGUCCGUUUAUGCGCGCGAUGCGCUAGCCAAGGCUAUCUACGAUCGCUUAUUCACCUGGCUCGUACAACGUUUAAAUCGCUCACUGCAGGCAAAGGAUCUGCGUGAUGCGCUGAACAAUGUCAUGGGUAUUUUGGAUAUUUAUGGCUUUGAAAUUUUCAAGAAGAAUAGCUUUGAACAAUUCUGCAUUAACUUCUGCAACGAGAAGCUGCAACAGUUGUUCAUAGAGCUGACACUUAAAUCCGAGCAAGAUGAAUAUCAGCGCGAAGGCAUUGAAUGGGUGCCCGUUGAAUAUUUCGACAACAAGGUGAUUUGCAAUUUGAUUGAAGAGAAGUACAAGGGCAUCAUUUCCAUACUCGACGAAGAGUGCUUGCGCCCAGGCGAACCCACCGAUAUCACUUUCUUGGCAAAACUCACCGAUAAGCUGGCUGCGCAUCCGCACUACAUUUGCCAUGAGAAAUCAUCGACGUUGGUGCAGAAGACUAUGGGACGCGAUGAGUUCCGGUUGGUCCACUAUGCUGGCGAUGUCACUUAUAAUGUCAAUGGCUUUCUGGACAAGAACAACGAUCUGUUAUUCAGAGACUUGAAGGAGACCAUGAGUAGGGCGGGUAACGAUAUCAUACGCUCUUGCUUCCCGGAGGGCGAGUACAAGAACAAAAAACGUCCAGAUACUGCGAUUACACAGUUCAGAAAUUCAUUGAACAACCUCAUGGAUAUCCUUAUGUGCAAAGAACCGUCCUACAUACGCUGCAUCAAGCCGAAUGAUCAGCAGCAGGCGGGCAUCUUUGACGACGAAUUGGUGUUGCAUCAAGUGAAGUACUUGGGUCUGAUGGAGAAUUUGAGAGUACGUCGUGCGGGCUUCGCGUAUCGCAGAACUUACGAAACAUUCCUCAACCGCUACAAGUCCCUCAGCAAAGCCACCUGGCCGAACUACAAAGGCUCGCCCAAGGAAGGUGUACGCGAACUCGUCGCCGAUUUACAGUAUGGUCCCGAUGACUACCGUUUAGGUGCUACGAAAGUUUUCAUACGCUUCCCCAAAACGCUCUUCGACACCGAGGAUGCCUUCCAAGUGAAAAAACACGAUAUUGCUGCCAUAAUACAAUCGCGUUGGAAGGGACGCCAACAGCGGAGGAAGUACCUGAAAUUACGCGACCAAAUCAUCACAUUACAAUCAUAUUGCCGCCGAUAUCUGGCCAUACAGGCACUACGGCGUCGUCGUGAAGCCGCCACUAAGAUACGCGCCUUUAUCAAGGGUUUCAUCACACGCAACGAUGCACCGAAUGGCUACAAUGAUGAAUUCAUUGUAAACAUGAAACGCAUGUGGCUUAUACGCCUGUCCAAGCAGCUACCAACCGAAGUAUUGGACAAGAGUUGGCCCUCGUCCCCGGUACACUGUCAGGAAGCAUCUACCUACCUUCAUCGCUUGCACCGCCUGCAUUUGGCGCGCAAAUACCGGCUGAGUUUAUCCGAUGAACGCAAACGGCAAUUCGAGUUGAAGGUGCUGGCCGAAAAGCUCUUCAAGGACAAGAAGGCCAACUAUUUGGCCAGCGUGCCAUAUUGGUUCCAAAAUGAUCGUAUACCUAAAGAGCAUGCGGCCGAAAUCAAUAACUUCGUUGGCACUUCGCUGAACGGCGAGACUCUGAAAUAUGCAUCGCCAUGCACGAAAUUCGAUCGUCACGGUUACAAGCCGCGGGAACGUUUUGUGGUGCUUAGCAACAAGGCACUCUACGUGCUGGACGGCAAGAGCUACAAGCAGAAGCAUCGUUUGCCGCUGGAAAAGAUCGAUUUUGUUACCACAAAUCAUAGCGACAGCCUGCUGGUCAUACGCAUACCACUCGAGCUGAAGAAAGAUAAGGGCGAUUUGAUACUUGAGAUACCUUACAUCGUUGAGCUCGGCACGCUAGUCGUGGACACUGUCGGCACCGCCAACAUACUUAGCAUCGUCAGUCGAGACACUUUGGAACACAAUGUAGUUAAAGGCAAGGCUGGCGUUAUCGAUAUUCAAACCGGCGGCGAACCAGGCAUCGUACGCGAUAAGGGUGGUCACCUUGUUGUUAUUGCUGGACAAUAAAUAUGAGAUAGAAGUGCUUACUACCUUUAACCAGAAAUCAGGGCUUUAAAGACAACGGAUGUAUUUUUAUAUAAAUAUUUUGUUAUACUUGUUAUCUGAACUUUGCAGCAGAUUAUUUCGAGAAUUUAUAAAAA